GGUGAAGUCCUGGGCAGACGCCUUUGGUGGGGAGCUGUACUCUGUUGUGACUAGGUAUUCAGGCUCUCUUCUGUUGCAGAAGAAGUACAAAGAUGUGGAGCCAACUCUGAAGAUCAAAGAGGUGGAUGGCUUGGAGCUCGUGAAGAAGUUCUCGGAGCAGAUGGAGAGCAUGCUCCGCAGGAAGGUCGAAGCUGUGGAGAGGUUGGUGGAAGCAGCAGAAGAUGCAGAUCUGAACCAUGUGUACAACUCCUCACUGGAGUUUGAUUACUACAACUCUCUCCUGAUUAAUGAGAAGGAUGAAAAUGACAAUUAUGUGGAGCUUGGAGAUGAAUUCAUUUUGGAGCCAAAUGAGCAUUUCAAUAACCUGCUGGUGAACACAACAUACAGUGAUAUCCAGCUCCCCACCAACGUCUACAACAAAGACCCUGCAAUCCUUAAUGGAGUUUAUAUGUCAGAAGCCCUGAAUCCUGUUUUUGUGGACAACUUUGAAAGGGAUCCCACGCUGACCUGGCAGUACUUCGGCAGCUCCACUGGAUUCUUCAGGCUCUACCCAGGAAUCAAGUGGUUACCAGAUGAAAAUGGAGUUAUCUCCUUUGACUGCAGAAACCGUGGCUGGUACAUCCAAGCAGCCACCUCUCCCAAGGACAUUGUCAUCAUUGUGGACGUCAGUGGAAGCAUGAAGGGCCUGCGGAUGACCAUUGCCAAACACACCAUCGUCACCAUAUUAGAUACUCUGGGAGAAAAUGACUUUGUCAACAUCAUUGCAUACAAUGAUUAUGUUCAUUUUAUUGAACCCUGUUUUAAGGGUAUCCUAGUCCAAGCAGACAGAGAUAACAGAGAGCACUUCAAGCAGCUGGUGGAUGAACUGCAGGCAAAAGGAGUGGGGACUGUGAGCAAGGCUUUGACAGAGUCCUUCAAAAUCCUGAGAGAGUUCAGAGAAGCUGGACAAGGAGGAUUGUGUAACCAAGCUAUCAUGCUGAUCACAGAUGGAGCAGUGGAGGAUUAUGAAGCUGUGUUUGAGAAAUACAACUGGCCAGAUCGGAAGGUCCGAGUUUUCACUUACCUCAUUGGACGGGAGGUCACCUUCGCCCCCCACGUGAAAUGGAUUGCCUGCAACAACAAAGGCUAUUACACCCAGAUCUCCACGCUGGCUGAUGUCCAGGAGAACGUGAUGGAAUACCUGCACGUGCUCAGCCGUCCCAUGGUCAUCAACCACGACCAUGACAUCAUUUGGACUGAAGCCUACAUGGACAGUGCGCUGCCACAGUCUGAGGAGCUCUUUGCAUCUCAGGCUCAGAGUCUGUUGCUCAUGACGACAGUGGCCAUGCCUGUCUUCAGCAAGAAGAACGAGACGCGGUCUCAUGGCAUUCUUCUGGGUGUGGUGGGCUCUGAUGUUCCACUGAGGGAGUUGUUAAAGCUUGCUCCACGGUAUAAGCUGGGUGUCCAUGGAUACGCCUUUCUGAACACCAACAACGGCUACAUCCUUUCCCACCCAGACCUGCGUCCUUUGUAUAAAGAAGGAAAGAAACUGAAGCCUAAGCCAAAUUACAACAGCGUGGAUCUCUCAGAAGUGGAAUGGGAAGACCGGGAUGAAAUACUGAGAUCUGCCAUGAUCAAUGGGGAAACAGGCUACCUCACUAUGGAUGUGAAGGUCCCCGUGGAUAAAGGGAAACGAGUUCUCUUCCUCACCAAUGAUUAUUUCUUCACGGACAUCAGUGACACACCCUUCAGCCUGGGUGUUGUGCUGUCCAGGGGACACGGGGAGUACAUUCUGCUAGGGAACACUUCAGUGGAAGAAGGUUUGCAUGACCUGCUCCAGCCAGACUUGUCUUUAGCAAAUGAAUGGAUUUACUGCAUCACUGACAUUGAUCCAGACCACCGAAAGCUCAGCCAGCUGGAGGCUGUGAUCCGUUUCCUCACUGGAGAGGAGCCUGACCUGGAAUGUGAUGAGGAAUUGGUCCAGGAAGUGCUGUUUGAUGCAGUGGUCACUGCACCCAUGGAGGCCUACUGGACAACACUAGCCCUCAAUAUGUCCCUGGACUCUGAGGCAGGGGUUGAAAUGGCGUUUUUGGGCACUCGAGCUGGACUCAUGAGGAGUGCCCUGUAUGUGGGCUCUGAGAAAAUUUCCAACAGGUAA
Acanthisitta chloris (rifleman) is the source of this 2137-nucleotide messenger RNA. RefSeq names its product voltage-dependent calcium channel subunit alpha-2/delta-4-like. The record is from RefSeq and is a predicted model, not a curated record. The transcript is spliced from 24 exons. NCBI's taxonomy places the organism in Eukaryota, Metazoa, Chordata, Aves, Passeriformes, Acanthisittidae. The annotation marks the transcript as partial. Gene Ontology annotation, cellular component: voltage-gated calcium channel complex. Gene Ontology annotation, molecular function: voltage-gated calcium channel activity.